Messenger RNA from Carassius auratus (goldfish), 774 nucleotides. Its product is annotated as C-C motif chemokine 8-like. Gene Ontology annotation, cellular component: extracellular region. Lineage: Eukaryota; Metazoa; Chordata; Actinopteri; Cypriniformes; Cyprinidae. Gene Ontology annotation, biological process: immune response. Bases 16 to 285 code for a protein of 89 amino acids. The transcript has 3 exons. Gene Ontology annotation, molecular function: chemokine activity. The record is from RefSeq and is a predicted model, not a curated record.
UUAUUAUUCUGUCUGAUGGAACAAUGCAGAAUAUUGAGGUUUACCCAGUUCUUUUGUAUUACUGUAGCUCAAGAAAUUAAAGUGAAGGAAUCAUGCUGCACUCAAGUCUCCAGAGCCAAGCUGACCGAUCCCAUCCUCAAUAUCAGGCUGCAACAUGAAAGUCUUCCAUGUGUGAGGGCCGUCAUCUUUGAAACAGAGCGGGGAGAAUUCUGCAUUGACCCAAGACAACGAUGGGUCAAGGAGAAAGUUAAGCAGUUUUUCAGAUCUCAAAGAAACAAACCCUGACUUCCACAGCAGCCCCAACAUCAUCUAUUAGUGACCAAACUCAUGUGGGAGGAGCUACACAAGAAACUGACAGCUCAUCAGUCACAAAUGUCUUAAAAUAAGCUAAUAAUGUAAUAAAUUACUUAGGCCUUUUAGAACUACAAAGUUUAAGAGAUUUUUCUGUAAUAUUUGUGAACUUUUUUGAGUAUUAAAAAAAUUAUAUGUUGUCAAAUACAAUUAAGACUCUUUGACAUUGAUAGUUCUUAAUCAGAAACUGAAUUACAGUAAAAUUGUUUUGUAACAAUUGUGGUUUAAAUAUUUCACAUUGAAAUAUAUUUCACUUAAUGUACUAGUAAUAGACUUGUGUCAUUAACUCAUGUGUCGAGAAGGCUGACGCAAGUCUGAGUGAAUUUUAGACUGAUUUGAAUGAGAACAGAGCUGGAUUUUACUUUCUUCUUUUUCUUUUUCUUUUUUGAUGAAGUAAAUUAACAACUGUAAUCUGAAACUAUA